Molecule: messenger RNA, 3111 nt
Organism: Durusdinium trenchii
Lineage: Eukaryota; Dinophyceae; Suessiales; Symbiodiniaceae
Source: the annotation of a GenBank genome assembly
UUGGCAGUCUUGGCUCGAAAUCGCCCACCAGCCCUGGGUGGUGCAGUGAUUCUGGCGAUGCCAACCCCACUCAAAAAGGCAGAUGUGGCCCCAAUGGGGGACGAGGGGGUCGUCAGAGAGGUCACCGACGAGAACGUUGCUGGGCAGGUCCGGCAGUUUGCCGCUCCCAGUGACUUGGGCGCCAGCCCCGCGGAGGAGCUGCGUUCCGCGGCACAGGAUCUGGUCGUGCAUGCGGAACUUGACAUUGUGGAGUACAACGCAGAAGAUCAGGAACUGCAUGCCAGCUUGAAGAAAGAAAUCUUGGAGCACAAUCGAGAGAUUGAGGAGCUGAUCAAGCAAGUUGCUGAAUGGCAGAGCAAGCAGGGCUUGCCGCAGGGCUUGCCGCAGGACUUGCCGGAAGAGGAUGUUGGAGCUGCAGGAAAGUCACGCCUGUCGCAUCUGGAGAAGGAAGACAAGAUUCAUACCGCAUUCUACUCCUUCGAGCAGUCCAUGUGGGAUGCGGCGCUUCUGCUCUGUUUUCAUCGGACCAGCUUCUUGGACAAGAUCAUCCUCUUCACUGGCUGCAUGUCCAACCUAGCACUUCAGGUGGCCUGCGUCUUCUUCGUCCAAGAGAACAUGCUUGAUAAUCCUUUUCCGCAACAGAAAGUUGAAGAGAUGCUGGCCUGGCGAGUGAACCAAGGCCACCGCACGGGCUUUGAUGCGAACACGGGGCAAAGUCUGGUGAGCCGGAUUUGUUCCCGGAAGACCUGGAGGUAUGAGCAGUCCCAGUACGACGAGAUGUUUGAAUAUUUGUAUCAACCAAUGCCUGGCAUCGUCUUGAGCUUGAUUGCCAUUGUGCUGUGGGUGACCACCAUCGCCCUGGAGUACCGGAAGUGCCUGGAACAAGGGCUUGCGGUGUGGCAUCUACCUGCCUUGAGGAUGUCCGACAAGUUUGAAGACAUCAGCGAAGACGGGGCUUUAGAGGUGAAAGGUAUCCAUCCUUUCAUGCGAUAUGUGAGCAUCAUUGUGCUUUGCAUCCCGCGCACAGUCAUCAUGGUCUGGCUGGGCUGGGUGGGAUGCAUCUAUCUUGCACAGACCGCCAGCCUGUCGGACAUCGUGUUGAACGCGGUGGCACUGGCCUUCGUGCUGGAUGUGGACGACCUGCUGGCCUACGUGCUGCUCACCGAGAAGUUGAGGAGUGUGAUGCACAAGUUGAAACCGGUUGAAUGUGGAAAGACCACCUAUGUGUGGUCCUGGAUGGAUGACAUCAGCCGCUUUAUCUUCGUGGCAUUGGGCAUUUAUGCCACCGUGCACUUUCAACUGUUACCAUUCUAUGGAAACGUGCAGGCAGCUGCCUUCGCGCUGUGUGGAGGCCACCAGGACUUCGACUACACCGGAGGCAUACCAGCAGAUCCCAGCAUUGUCUUGAGGCCCUCGGCCUAUGAGCUGCCGAGCUUCACUGCAGUUUGCAGAGAAUCGGACCAGGAGUACUACUACUCCCGCUACUUUGAGGGUGGCAACUUUUCUGGAAAACAGCUGGCGAAUACCACGAAAGGCCCGGAGUGGUAUCAAACGCUGCGCCUUUGGAAAGUCUCCGAGUUCACGUUGAGCACCUUGCAGAACUGCGGUUCGGGGGAGAUCUUGCUGCCGCAGCGAGGGGAAGAUGAACCACGGAAGUGUGGUGCGAUGCCGGAGAGCCUCACGACCAAUCUGCAAGAGCUGGUGAAGGACCUGACGAGCGAGGUGCAGAUCGGAGGUGUACCACCGACGCAAUGCCGACGUUUUGAUGGCCUCAAUGGUUGUGCGGCAAUCAGCCAACCGGAAGUCUGCCUUUGGAGCUGGUUGGCUCAGAAGUGCGAUGGCAAUCCACCGGGUCUCGUUUUGGAGCAGGCGUGCGGAGCCGACACAGAUCCCUUGGAGCAAUGUGAAACCUGGGACCUCUUCCCAGGAGAGCAUCCCAACUUGAACUGCAACGCCACGAAGGUCUGUCCAUUUCCCUACAACUGCUUGGUGAUGCAAGGAACUCUCUCAUUGUCUUUCAACGAUAUCUCAGUGGUGCAGUCCAACUCCACCUUGCAAGACUUGAUUGUGAGUAAUAUACAGAAGACUCUGAGCACCUUGGCCCAAGUCGAGAGCUACCUGGUCCAAGUGUAUGUGCAAAGUUUUGGAGGGCGCCGAUUGGCUGCGGGCUCCAUCCAAUUCUCUUAUCUCAUCCAGCAGGUGCCAGUUCAAGUAAAUCCGAUCACUGUCGUCGCCGAGAGUUCUCUGGUGCCGCUCCUAAACACCUCCUUGACCACGGCCUUGGCCGCCACCAAUGUGAGUCUGACUGGCUCGGCUGUGAAUGCUUCUGCGACAGUAACCGAAGAGGAGUACUGGGAACAGUCGAGUGGAGGUGGGUUGUAUGGGGGUGGUGGUGGAUAUGGGGGUGGUGGAUAUGGUGGAGGCGGAUACGGAGGAGGCGGAUACGGAGGAGGCGGAUACGGAGGCGGUUAUGGAGAUGAUGGCUACGACGGAGACGAUGGAUACGAUGAUGGAGAUGAUGGAUACGACGGAGACGGUGGAUACGAUGGAUACGACGGAGACGACGAUGGAGGCAACUAUGGAUACGGGGACGAUGGAUACGACGGAGACGAUGGAGACGAUGGAUACGACGGAGACGAUGGAGACGAUGGAUACGACGGAGACGAUGGAGACGAUGGAUAUGACGGAGAUGAUGGAGAUGAUGGAGACAACGAUGGAGGCGACUAUGGAUAUGGGGACGAUGGAGACGAUGGAGAUGGUGAUGAUGGGGAUUCAGGUGAUGGAGGCAGUGGCGGCGGCGGAGGAGGUGGGGACAACACAACCAACGCAACCAGUACAGAAACGACGACCAGCACAUCCUUCACGACGACCUUGUGAUGAGCCAUGGGCCAUGUUCUUGCUCGGCUGACCGGAUCCAGGAUGAAGAAGCUGUUCUGGAAUUUUUGGCUGCAGAUCAAAGCGACCUUGAUACGAGGAUCAUUUUUCAAUUGAGGUAUGAUUAUAUAAAGCGUCACACUGAGACUACGUUCCUGAAUCAUGAGAGAGACAGGUCAGUGGAGACGAAGACGGAGCGUCUGAUGGUUACGAACACAGCCAACUCCUAUCUCAGGC